Hemiscyllium ocellatum (epaulette shark) is the source of this 2798-nucleotide messenger RNA. RefSeq names its product transcription factor Dp-1-like. Bases 625 to 1884 code for a protein of 419 amino acids. Lineage: Eukaryota; Metazoa; Chordata; Chondrichthyes; Orectolobiformes; Hemiscylliidae. Gene Ontology annotation, molecular function: RNA polymerase II transcription regulatory region sequence-specific DNA binding; DNA-binding transcription factor activity, RNA polymerase II-specific. Gene Ontology annotation, biological process: regulation of cell cycle; regulation of transcription by RNA polymerase II. The transcript has 12 exons. Gene Ontology annotation, cellular component: nucleus; transcription regulator complex. The record is from RefSeq and is a predicted model, not a curated record.
CAGUUGCGAGCGGCUGCAGGCAGCUUCAUUUUGGCCGGAUCGGUGUGAAGGCUGGUGGGGAGGGAGACGGGGCGGCAGCGGGCUGGAAAGCAUACCUUAUCCCAUCCUAGGACCAUCUGAACACCCUCGCCUGCCAACCCUCCUCCUCCCUUCCCCUCCUCCUCCUCCUCUUUUUUAACCCACCCUGCACACCGAUAAAAAACUGACAGAAACAAAAAAAAACUAGACCCUUCCCGCCUCCCAGAGAAUAAUGACAAUGUGAUUCCAGUGGAUUGGAGCUGAGUUUUAUUUUAAUUUUAAAUCCAUUCCCCUGAUGUGUCUGAGGUGCUGGGCGAGAAGCGGCGAUUUGCUUCAUUUCCCUCACUCACCCCCUUCCCCCUCCACCCCCUUCUUCACUUGAUAAAUCGCUGUUAUAUUUAUUUUAAAUUUCUCUUCAUUCACCCCGGUCCCCCCCCCCCCUCCCCUCUCACCCUCCUGGAAAGACAGGAAAAAAAUUUGAGAAAGCGCCGCCUGUGGAGUCGACAGAUUGAUAUGUGUUGAAAAGGUGCUGUUACAGUGGAAUCCUGCAUGUUUUAAUUUUGGCAACCGAGUUAUCCAAAAUUCAGCAAUAAAAGAACCAUUAACAUGGCCAAAGAUAUUGGGAUCCUAGAAAGUAAUGGCGAAAUCAAAGUUUUCACAGAUCAGAAUGUUAGUCCAGCAAAAAUUGCAUUAGUGACAGUAGCAUCUUCGCAUCUCACCACCCCAGGGAAACAAAUUUUGCCAAAAACACUGGGGCUAUCAAAUGUUAGUAACGCUCCUCAGAUGAUAAUUAGUACACCUCAACGGACACCGACAACACCUACUGUUCUAGUGGGAAGCCCCCAUGGUCCUAAUAUACACAUGUUAACUCAGGGUGAGGCAUCAGACUCUUCUCCAUGGAGUACAGGUAAAAGGAAUAAAAAGGGUGAAAAAAAUGGCAAAGGACUACGACAUUUCUCAAUGAAGGUCUGUGAGAAGGUGCAGCAGAAAGGAACAACCACCUACAAUGAAGUGGCAGAUGAGCUUGUGGCAGAAUUCAGUAACACCAAUAACCAAGAAUCUGGCUCUGAUGAAGGCUAUGAUCAAAAGAAUAUAAGACGUCGUGUAUAUGAUGCUUUGAAUGUGCUCAUGGCAAUGAAUAUCAUCUCCAAAGAGAAGAAGGAAAUCAAGUGGAUAGGACUUCCUACAAACUCAGCUCAAGAAUGCCAGAAUCUAGAGAUGGAGAAAAGAAAGAAAAUGGAAAUGAUUAAACAGAAACAAUCGCAACUUAAGGAGUUGCUACUGCAGCAAAUUGCCUUUAAGAACCUGGUUCAGCGAAAUCGCCUUGUAGAACAACAGUCUGGGAGGGUUCCUCCUCCUAAUACUGCCAUUCAACUGCCAUUCAUUUUAGUCAACACCAGCAAAAAAACAAUCAUAGACUGCAGCAUCUCUCCUGACAAGUUUGAAUAUUUUUUUAAUUUUGAUAAUACAUUUGAAAUCCAUGAUGACAUUGAAAUUCUUAAGAGAAUGCGAAUGGCUUUUGGAUUGGAGUCUGGCGGCUGUUCUGCUGAUGAAUUGAAGAUGGCUAAGAGUCUAGUACCCCACGUGCUGGAACCAUAUGUCAUAGAAAUGGCUAAAGUAGUGCAAAAUGUUAACUCAGGCCCAAGUUCAGUAGCAGCAUCUACAUCUUCAACAAGCUUCCAAUCUAGCAGAGCAUUUGGUGCCAGUGAUGAAAUAGCCUUACCAACUGAUACCGAAGUGGCCUUAGUGACCAGUCAAGCACAAGGAAGUUUCAAUGGUACACAUUGUUCCGAUCCCAGAAUGGAGACUCCUACGUCUUAUAUUGAAGAUGAUGAUGAUGAUGAUGAUGAAGAGGAAUAUGAAUGAAUUAAUAAUCAUUCUGCAUUUCUUCCGGUUUUCUGUUGCUUAAAAUGGCAUCUCUGAAAAGAACUGUCUCAUGAGACAGAGACUUUAAAAGAAUUGUUAUUUUGACUUGUGAGGGGUUUAACUUAAUUCUAUUCUCUUCUAAUUUAAACAUCAAAAACUUUGAAUACAGAACUGUAGAGAGAACUUUUUUGAAUUUAUGAGCAACUGUUGAAAUUUUAAAGAAGUUUUCGCUUCUCUGUUGAGGAUCUACAAUGUGUUUUCUAAUUGCACCAAGUGCAGCUAUAAAAAGCUACUGUUUGUUCAAUUAUAUCUUAAGGCACUAUCACAGUAACAUCUCUGGCUUCACUGCCUGGUACUGAUGUUUACAUGUUGUGAUCUUGCUAUUCUCAGCUGAGCUGGUGUAGCACUUUACAGAUAUGUCCCAUUUCAGGGGUGAAAGAAAUGGAGUUGUAAUCUCCUCCUGCUACAAGUUCAUGUGUGCUGUUGAUCACCAAAAGGCAUUGAAAAUGGUCACAGAUGGGUCAGUGAUUUGAUGUAUCUCAUCAGCUGAGAGAUGAUGUUUUGAAUAAAUAGUUGAGCUAACUAAUAAAGAAGAGUUUAAAAAUUUGCUAGUGCAGAAGGAGAAACUGUUUGAAGUGUUACAUGUAAUUUUAAAGCUUUUUGCUGCUGCCAGAAAACUUUGUAAAAGGCAAUCUGUGAUUGGUGUAAUAGAAUUUCUGGUACUAGGUCAAAUACACAGUGCACCAUAUAGUUCUAUUUAGUAUGCUUCUGAAACAGCAGUAAUGUAUGAAGUACUUCUUAAAGUUUAACUUCACAUUUUCAAACACAAAUAUAGUGGUGUAUUCACUGAUCAGAUGCAGAUCUUUUUACCCAUCUUAUCUUUGUAACCACCUACAAAUAAACGCUGAACAAAG